Messenger RNA from Boleophthalmus pectinirostris (great blue-spotted mudskipper), 3404 nucleotides. RefSeq names its product protein O-mannosyl-transferase TMTC2-like. Gene Ontology annotation, molecular function: protein binding; mannosyltransferase activity. Lineage: Eukaryota; Metazoa; Chordata; Actinopteri; Gobiiformes; Gobiidae. Gene Ontology annotation, biological process: protein O-linked glycosylation via mannose. The record is from RefSeq and is a predicted model, not a curated record. Gene Ontology annotation, cellular component: endoplasmic reticulum membrane. The transcript is spliced from 12 exons. Bases 306 to 2831 code for a protein of 841 amino acids.
AUGCGUCUCAGCGCUCUGCUCUGAGCGGUGCCAAAGCUCGGAGAUGCUCGUGUGGUGGAGACAGCCAAGAUGCCCGCUGUUUUGACUCUCACACGCUGAUAGCUUUGCCCCUCUGCGCCUGGGAUACUCCGGAAACGACCAUGGGUUAGAGGAAAGAUGGCAAACUUUGCCACACUUUGUCUGUAUCGGGAAAUGUCUGCGCUCCCGCGGAAAGCCGUGCUGCCAAGCGGGUAAACAGAGACUUUAGCGACACCUUUUCUGCUGAUAAAUCCCGGUUUAUGACACGUUGAUCGGACUCUGAAGAGAUGUUCACGGAGCUGGUAUGCACCGCUGUGGCUGUGGGUCUCUACGUAAACACGCUGGAUGCCGAUUUCUGCUACGAUGACAGUCGUGCCAUCAAGACCAACCAGGACCUCCUCUCUGAAACUCCAUGGACAAACAUCCUUUACGAUGACUUCUGGGGCACCCUCCUCACCCACAGCGGCAGUCACAAGUCCUUCCGCCCACUCUGCACCCUCUCAUUCCGCCUUAACCACGUCCUCCACGGCCUUCGUCCAUGGGGCUACCACCUGCUCAAUGUUCUGCUGCACGCCCUGGUCACAGGCCUCUUCACGGUCAUCAGUCGCACCCUUCUUGGUUCCUGGUGUCUUUUGGCUGGGCUCCUGUUCGCCUCUCACCCGAUCCACACUGAAGCUGUAGCAGGUGUGGUGGGGAGGGCGGAUGUGGGUGCUGCCUUGUUUUUCUUGCUCUCUCUCCUUUGUUACAUGAAGCACUGCAGGCUCCGUGAGGGACCACACAGAGGCCAUAGUUGUUGGGGCUGGCUCCUGGGGAGUCUCUGGUGUGCGGCGGGUAGUAUGCUGUGGAAAGAGCAAGGUGUCACGGUGCUGGCUGUGUCCGCCGUCUACGACCUGUUUGUGUUUCAACGGCUGCGCUGUCGACAAAUACUUCAAUACCUGCUAGGAAAGAAAAGAAAUACUGCUGAGUUACUGAGUCUUGGUGCACUGGUGUUGUGGGGAAUACUCUUGCUGUCAGCUCGCCUUUACUGGAUGGGAAACAAACCUCCAAACUUCUCCAACUCUGACAACCCUGCAGCAGACUCACCACACCUCCUCACUCGCACCCUCACCUUCUUCUACCUACCUGCAGCGAAUGCCUGGCUCCUCCUCUGUCCGGACAAGCUCAGUUUUGAUUGGUCGAUGGACGCUGUACCCUUGGUCAAGUCCAUAGCUGACUGGAGGAACCUUCACACUGGUGCAUUCUACAGCGCAUUGUUUGUUCUUGCUUUGUUUGGACUCCAUGGGCCAAAAUACAGCAUUAAGGAAAGCAAUGGAAAAGCACACAUUGCAAAUGGGAAGUCAAAUGGCUAUCAUGCUCCAGACGCAAACCAUAACAAUAACUCAGUAGAGGGGCCUCCAGAUGUAAUCAUGAAUGGGUCAACUGGGCUUCACCAUUGCCCAAGAAGGACAUCUUUGCCCAGCACUGAAAAUAUUGUUGUAUUUUCAAUAGCCAUAAUUUCUUUAUCAUUCCUUCCAGCCACCAACCUCUUCUUCUAUGUGGGAUUUGUCAUAGCAGAGAGGGUACUAUACAUUCCCAGUGUAGGAUUUUGCUUACUCGUUGCAGUAGGAGCAAGAACCUUAUACGUCAAACUGAGGACUAAAGGCAGCAGGGUCUUGAUUAUUUGUCUCUGCUCAACACUGGUGCUACUGAACGGACUGAGAACUGUGCAGAGAAACACAGACUGGAGCAGUGAGGAGAAUCUCUACAGGUCUGGGAUCAGUGUUAAUCCUGCAAAAGCCUGGGGAAACUUGGGAAAUGUACUGAAAAACCAGGGCAAGAUUGUGGAGGCGGAGAGAGCAUACAGAAAUGCUCUACACUACAGAGGCAAUAUGGCGGACAUGCUGUACAAUCUGGGUUUGCUACUGCAGGAAAAUGAGCGUUUCACUGAAGCACUACAUUACUACAAACUGGCCAUAGCAAGUCGGCCUACACUAGCAUCUGCCUACUUGAACACAGGGAUCAUUCUGAUGAACCAGGGAAGCCAGGAGGAAGCCAAACUCACCUUUCUUACUUGUGCUGAAAUCCCUGAUGAAAACUUGAAGGACCCUCAUGCUCACAAGAGCUCUGUCACCAGCUGCCUGUAUAACCUGGGCAAACUGCUGCACGAACAGGGACAGCAAGAGGAGGCUCUCUCUGUUUACAAAGAGGCAGUGCAGAAAAUGCCCAGACAGUUUGCACCACACAGCCUUUUCAAUAUGAUGGGAGAAGCAUAUAUGAGACUGAACAGACUCGAGGAAGCAGGUCACUGGUACAGAGAGUCCCUUCGAGCUAAACCAGACCAUAUCCCAGCCCACCUCACUUAUGGAAAACUCCUAUCCAUCACAGGACAGAAGGCAGAAGCAGAGAAGUACUACCUGAGAGCUAUUCAACUUGAUCCAACUAAAGGAAACUGCUAUAUGCACUACGGUCAGUUCUUGUUGGAGCAGUCUCGUUUCACUGAAGCAGCAGAGAUGGCAGAAAGAGCUGCACAACUGGACAACUCUGAGUUUGAUGUGGUCUUCAGCGCUGCCCACAUGCUCAGACAGGCCAACCUGAACGAAGCAGCAGAGCGACAGUAUGAGCAUGCCGCCGGCCUCAGACCAGAUUAUCCAGCAGCUCUGAUGAACCUUGGUGCCAUGCUUCACCUGAACGGAAAGCUUGUAGAAGCUGAGACAAACUACCUGCGCGCCCUCCACCUCAAACCAGACGAUGUAAUCACUCAAUCCAACCUGCGCAAGCUCUGGAACAUCAUGGACAAACAGGGACUGAGGACCAGGCAGACUAAUGGCAUUUAAGGGGAUCAAUGUCUGGCUAUGUAGAAACAGCCUCACCCUUACAAAAUAAGCUGAGGCCAGUGAAGCCGAACGAAUGACACACUAUCACAGGUCAUGCGCAUUUGCAUUAAGUUGUUUUGGUUAGAGAUUUCAUGAACACAGUAAAAAGGUUGCCAAUAAGCUUCACCAUUCUCAUCUCACCAACACUGUACAAGGCAUUGUAAAGUUAGAAAUGAAUGUAGUUGUAUGUUGAACCUGGUUGUAUACCAAUGUCCUUGGCUUUCUCAACUGUGCCAAAACUUGUGAAGAGUCUCCAUGCCUCUGAUGUCAAGCAAGAAAUGUUUUUCACCUAUGUGUCAAAGAUGUUCAGUUUUAUGUGAUAAAUUAAUUUAUUUUGUUGAUAUCUAUUGUUUUAUGUAACAUACCAACAUUGCGUUUUGUCUGACCAGUCUUGAGAGAAUUAAUUUCUCUCCACAUUGUGACCAUUGUCAUCUUUUAAGUUAUAGAUAAUUGUAGCCUGGACAUGUGUUGGUUUUUGUACAGGAAACUGGACCUUUUUAAAUAAAUCUCAGAUUUUCCUAAUUUCCCUCAAAA